ACUCCGCCACCGCUCACCCUCUCUCUGUCUCUCUCUUUCCCUUACUCUUUCUUGGUAAGGUUAUGCGUCAGUUACCGAUGGGUGGGGACAUUUCCUGAUGCAUUUGCAACACUGAGAAGUUGUCUUUAGCGAGGCAGGACCGCAUUCUGAGCACCAGGCCAGGAAAAUCAACACCUGGGGCAGCUGGGCCGCCCUGCUGGGGGAGACGCCCCUCCUCACCCACUCCCUGCCGCCCAGCCUCAGCUGUCUACUGGCAGCCUCCCGCCCUCCUGGUUUCCACCUGACCAUGUCCCUGGCUGAGGCCAUCAGCCUCUGGAAUGAAGGUGUGCUGGCGGCCGACAAGAAGGACUGGAAGGGCGCUCUGGACGCCUUCACCGCCGUCCAGGAUCCACACUCCAGAAUUUGCUUCAACAUUGGCUGCAUGCACACGAUCCUGGAAAACAUGCCGGAUGCGGAGAAGGCCUUUACCAGAAGCAUCAACCGAGACAAGCACUUGGCGGUGGCUUACUUCCAACGAGGGAUGCUCUACUACCGGACAGAGAAAUACGACUCAGCUAUUAAAGAUCUGAAAGAGGCCUUGACGAAGCUUCGAGGGAACCAGCUGAUAGACUAUAAAAUCCUGGGGCUGCAGUUCAAGCUGUUUGCCUGUGAAGUGUUAUAUAAUAUUGCUUUCAUGUACGCCAAAAAGGAGGAAUGGAAAAAGGCUGAAGAACAUUUAGCAUUGGCUAUGAGCAUGAAGUCAGAGCCCCGACAUUCCAAAAUCGACAAAGCCAUGGAAUGUGUCUGGAAGCAGAAGCUGUAUGAGCCAGUGGUGAUCCCCAUGGGCAGGCUGUUUCGACCAAAUGAGAGACAAGUGGCUCAGCUGGCCAAGAAGGAUUACCUGGGCAAGGCUACGGUGGUGGCAUCUGUGGUGGAUCAAGACAGUUUCUCUGGGUUUGCCCCUCUGCAACCACAGGCAGCUGAGCCUCCACCCAGACCCAAAACCCCAGAGAUCUUCAGGGCUCUGGAAGGGGAGGCUCACCGUGUGCGGUUUCAGUUUGUACCUGAGACACCAGAGGAGCUCCAGGUCAUGCCAGGGAACAUCGUCUUUGUCUUGAAGAAGGGGAAUGAUAACUGGGCCACGGUCAUGUUCAACGGGCAGAAGGGGCUUGUUCCCUGCAACUACCUUGAACCCAUUGAGCUGCGGAUCCAUCCUCAGCAGCAGCCCCAGGAGGAAACCUCUCCAGAGUCUGACAUCCCUGCUCCUCCCAGUUCCAGUGCUCCAGGAAAACCCCAGCUGUCACCAGGUCAGAAACAAAGAGAAGAGCCAAAGGAAAUAAAGCUCAGUGUGCCCAUGCCCUACACACUCAAGGUGCACUACAAGUACACUGUGGUCAUGGAGACUCAGCUCGGGCUCCCCUACAGCCAGGUAUUGGACAAUGUGUCUAAGAAACUGAAGCUCCUGCCGGAACAUACUAGGCUGAGCUACCGGCCUCGGGAUAGCAAUGAGCUGGUGCCCCUUUCGGAAGGUAGCAUGAAAGCCGCCUGGGACCAAGUGAAAGACUACUGCUUGACUCUGUGGUGUGAGAACACAGUGGGUGACCAAGGCUUUCCAGAUGAAUCCAGGGAAACUGAAAAAUCUCAUGCUAAUAACCAGACAACAAAACCUCAGCUUAAGGAAGGGAGCCAAGUGGUAGCACUCUUCAGUUAUGAGGCUACCCAACCAGAGGACCUGAACUUUCUGGAAGGGGAUGUAAUCUUGGUGCUAUCAGAAGUAAAUGAAGAAUGGCUGGAAGGCGAGUGCAAAGGGAAGACUGGUAUUUUCCCCAAAGCUUUCAUUGAAGAAUGUGCAACUCCCAGAGAGGUCUAGGACGUUUCACAACGUCCAAGACUGAAGGAAGCACUGUCAUUUGUUGGCAAGCCUUUGCAGUCCUCUGCUGUACAUUGUACCGAGACAUUAGUUUGGAAAAUUGUUAACCUACUCUCCCGUUAAAAUUUGACCUACUAGACAACGAUGUGAGAACCCAGGAUUACUCUGGGGUGGAGGCUGGAUGUGUCUGGAAGGGGCAGGAUGGGGUAGUCUCGGGUGCUGGUGAUCUGUUCUUUGCUCUGGGUCCUGGCUACACAGGUAUGUUUACUUUAUGAAAAUUCACUUAAGAGUUGUACACUUAUGAUUGGGUGUGCUUUUCUGUAUGUGUGAUAGCUCAAUAAAAGAAACUUUCAAAAACAAACAAGGCACCCAGAGUCCAGGCCCAAGAACUAAGUGUAUUACUGUUCUGUACCAUUAAUAUCAUAGACUCCUAGGGCAUGAAGUAACCUUACAUGUAAUUCAGAGGGCACACAUACAAAAUUAACUUUUCUUUAUUCAUUAGAAGACCCAUUGCUUAAACAGAACCUAGACUGAGCUAGGUUCCCAUGGGAUAUAGCAUUCAAUUCCAUAGAGAAUGAAAAUACUAGAAUUACAUCCCUUUAUGCCUUCUCAGAGAGGAGCAUCUACUAAGAGUUCAAAACUGAAUAGAUGCCACUAACACUUAAGCACUGAAAAGGAGCUGUGCGCAGGCAUCCAGGUGGUUAGUUGUAUCCUAUUAGUUAGCACUUUAUAAUAUGCACUGCACUAAUAAACAUGAUGGAGCCCUGGUAGCGCAGUGGUUAAGAGUUAUGGCUGCUAACCAAAAGGUCGGCAGUUUGAAUCCAACACCCGCUCCUUGGAAACCCUAUGGGGCAGUUCUACUCUGUUCUAUAGGGUCGCUGUAAGUUGGAACCGACUCAACGGCACCUAAAAACAACAGACAUGAUGGAAUGCUAAGGGGGUUUUUUUGGUGGUGGUUGUUAUUCUGCCAAAUGACCCAGUUUUUCACGGGUUAACCUGGGUGAAGGAUACCAUAAAUACUAGACCUUAGGACCUGGCCUUAAUCCCCACCCCUUUCUCCCUUUUCUUGUACAGUAUGUACGUCUUUGCUAACAGUUUUUAAAGUGUGUAGGUGCCUGUUAAAAAGAGUUAGGAAAUGAACUGUAACGCAGAGCUGCAGCAGCUAAUGCCUAGGUGAAAGGCCAGCAGUGGUAAGUGUGACAAGGUAAGUCACCACGUGCUUCUGGCACACUGGAGAGGGCCUCCCAGGCUACCAUGGGAAGCUCUGCACACCUGGGAAGAAAAGCAAAACCAAAGCUAAGAAUAAUAAUUACUGUUGCUGUUAAUUAGACUUAGUGAAUUUUAAAGCCAAAAGGAUAACCAAUAUCUGAAUUGCCUAAUUAACAGCUACAAAACAGAUUAAAAGUGAUUGGCUAUUAACUCCUUUACAUAAGCCAUUCUUUCUUUAGGAGAUAAAAAAAUUUAAGUUUCUUUCUAUCUUUCUCCCAUGCCUUUCCAUAAUAAUUCACUAGUUUGGAAUGCUACUAAAAGCAUCUGAAGCACUUUCAAGUUCCGAUCAUCUCGCUUUCCCAACUGGACUUCUGGUUUUAAUUCUUGCUUAUUUUAUAAGUUGGAUUUUCACUGAUACUAUAUCUUUUAGGACAGGAAAAAAAAAAAAACAAUAUACACAGGUCUGGUUG
Trichechus manatus latirostris (Florida manatee) is the source of this 3528-nucleotide messenger RNA. It is a transcript of the gene NCF2, whose product is annotated as neutrophil cytosolic factor 2. Gene Ontology annotation, cellular component: NADPH oxidase complex. NCBI's taxonomy places the organism in Eukaryota, Metazoa, Chordata, Mammalia, Sirenia, Trichechidae. Gene Ontology annotation, biological process: superoxide anion generation; phagocytosis; respiratory burst. Gene Ontology annotation, molecular function: protein binding; superoxide-generating NADPH oxidase activator activity. The coding region runs from base 287 to 1849 and encodes 520 amino acids. The record is from RefSeq and is a predicted model, not a curated record. The transcript has 15 exons.